UUUUCUAAUUAGUGGUGAUGAUGUUUCCUCUUUAGAAACAAAAGAAGAAAGUUAUGGCAUUAAAGAGGAUGACUCUGCUCAAGAGUGUAAAUCAGGAGAUGACAGUUCUGAAAGUACCUCCGAAAAUAGCUCUGAAAGUGAGUCAGAUACUGAGGAACCAGAUAUAAAAAAAUCAGAGGCUACCAGCCAAGUUCGCUGUGAACACAUCAAGACUGAACAUAACCAGAAAGAGCAAGUGACCCCCAGAAAACUUUCGAGAGGACAAUUUUGGUUGAAGCUGGAGGCAGAGGGAACAUAUCAGUGUACUGUUACAGGCUUGAUAUUUGAUGUAACAAAGGCUGUUGUAAUCAAAUAUUCUGUGUUAUCUUGGAGCAAAUAUGCUGAUUAUAUUGAAAAACCAUGGAUUGUCGGAGGCCCUCUAUUUAAUAUCAGUUGUGACUCGGCCUCUGAUCUUACUUCCAUUCAGUUCCCACAUUCCCUCAGCCUAAAUGAUCAUGAAUCUGACAUGUCAUUCAAAGUUUUACAUAUUAAAAGUACUGGUCCAUCAAUUGAGCCUUCUGUUGAUCAUUCAAUGACGCAUGUCAAAUGGCAUGUGAGUUCUCUCUCUCCGGUCGGACCGGUCGUUCAAACACAAGAGCCAGUAUAUUAUGAUGGAGCUGUAAUUUUAUACAAAGUUGUCAAUAAUCACCCUUCCUUAUCUUUUCGUGUGUAUGUAGCAACAAAUAAUGAUUCAUUUAUAAAGGAUAUCACGAAAACAGUAAAAUCUUCUGGUAAGAAAUUCAUCAAAAUUGACAAGCCCCCAGUUUGUCAAAAACGACUACAAGAUGGAAAGAAAUACAAAUUAAUCAGUGAAUCAGAAGCUGAAAUAACUCCUGAGGAAAUUGAAUUUUGUGAUGGCUCGGUCUUAAAAUUAAAACAUUAUUUUGAAGUCUACUUGGAGCAACCUAUGGUGUUUACCUUAUCUUUGAUUGAAGAUGAAUCUGAAGAAAUUGUCUGGAAAGCAAAACUAAGAGAAUGUGACUGGAUACUACAUGACCAGAACAAGAAUGAACAGAAAAGAAACACAAUCAGUAACAGAAGACGGAAAUCAAGCGUCAGCCUUUCUGAAGAAGAGAUUUAUAAUAAAAGGCCAAAGGGUACAGAUAUUUCAGAUGGAACUAAAGCUAAAACUACAUUAACUGACCAGCAACUGAUGACUCUUGCAAGGAAGAUGGGUAAAGAUUGGAAAGAAAUUGCCAUUGAAUGCCUUAAGUUAGAAAUGAAAGAUAUUCAUCAGAUUCAGGCAAAGGAAGACGAGGUUAAUGUUUAUAAAUUCAUGAUGUUGUGCAAGUGGAGGGAAGGUGAACAGAAUAAUGGAACUGCCCAAAAUUUGUAUGACAGUCUCAAGGAUCAUGUGUCAUAUGAAGUAAUACAAAUACUGAAAGAUUUUGUAGAGCAGACAUAAGUUCAUGGAGAAACAAGCUAAAAGGAGAACUCUCAGGGACAUUCAGCUGCAUAAUGGUUUAAACAUUUCAUACUGUUUAAAUGUCAUUUAAUUGUGGACUCUACUUUUGGAACUCAGGAGACCCAGUAUGAAGAUAUAAUCCAUCAGCAAUCUUUGGAAGAUAAAACAUUAUUUUGGAAAAUAAUAUGAAUUGAAUUUUGCACCAAUGUAAAUAAGUGCAACAUUUUCAGGAGUAAUUAUUCAAAUGUUUGAAUACCAACUAUAUUACCAAUAUAGUUAUCACUGAAGUAGCAAUCUGAAUGCAAUUUGAAUCUCUCAUUGAUGUCAUUUCUGCU
Messenger RNA from Pelodiscus sinensis (Chinese soft-shelled turtle), 1779 nucleotides. The record is from RefSeq and is a predicted model, not a curated record. NCBI's taxonomy places the organism in Eukaryota, Metazoa, Chordata, Testudines, Trionychidae.